Messenger RNA from Rubroshorea leprosula, 4496 nucleotides. The record is from the annotation of a GenBank genome assembly. Lineage: Eukaryota; Viridiplantae; Streptophyta; Magnoliopsida; Malvales; Dipterocarpaceae.
GUUCAAAAAAAAGAAAAAGAAAAAGAAAAAGAACAUAUUCUAGAUUUCAACUUUUAGCUUCUUCUUUCUCUUUUUUUUUUUUUUUUAACUUCAACAAUUAUAAUAAGCAUGCUCUUAAUUUACAGAAAGCUUAUUGCACUCAAUGGAACUCUUAUCUGUUGCUGGAGGUGCUUUUUUAACUGUUGUUUUUGAGAGGUUGUUCAACAAGUUAGAGUUUAGCAGAGCACUGAAUUUACAAGGGCAUGUCCUUAUUAAGCUACGACAAUGGGAAAGCUUAUCAUUGAAAAUUCAUGCCCUACUUGAAGAUGUAGAAAAGACUCAAAUGUUCAAUUCCAGCCAUUUGGUGAACAUAUGGCUUGAUGAUAUUAGGGACUUAGCUUAUGAUAUGGAGGACGUCCUGGAUGAAUUCAUGACAGAUGCUCAAAAAAGCAACUUAACUACAAAACCUCACUAUGCCAGCACCAGCAAACUUAUCCCUUCAUGUUUCAACUGUUUCAAACAAAGUGAGUUUGUCUCUAAUUCCCAAGCUAUUUCUAAAGUGGAUGAUAUCACUCGCAAAUUGCAGUCCAUGAUAGAUGAAUCAAAGACACUCCACUUAAUGAGUUCGACAAUGCAAGCUAGAGAUGGACUUAACAAAGCAUCUACAAGAAGAUUACCCACUACUUCUCUGCUUGAACCUUAUGUUUAUGGUCGAGAAAGUGAUAAAGCAGCUAUUCUUGAAAAGUUGCUCAAUGAUGAAGGCAGCAGUUCCAAAGGAUUUUGUGUUAUUCCUAUCCAUGGGAUGCCAGGUGUCGGAAAGACCACUCUAGCUCAACUUGUUUACAAGGAGGUGAAGCCAGAAAGCUUUGAGCUUAAGGCCUGGGUUUGUGUAUCUGAUCAAAUUGAUAUCCCGAGCAUAACAAGAACUGUUCUAGAGGCAGUUGGGGGAAAGUGUGAUUCGAAUGAUUUGAAUUUGCUUCAACAAGAAUUGCACAAGAUGUUAUCUAAUAAAAAGUUUCUACUUGUACUGGAUGACAUUUGGAAUGAGGACCCCUACUUGUGGGAUAGCUUACAAAAACCAUUCUUAUCUGUGGCAGUUGGAAGUAAAAUAAUGAUCACAACUCGUAGUGAGCAUGUUGUAGAACUUAUGCAAGGGAAGUCUAGAGCUCACCACCUAAAAGUGUUGAAAGAUGAAGAGUGCUUGUCAAUAUUUGCUCAACGUGCUUUGGGAGCUGACAACUUUGAUGCAUACCCAAGUCUAAAAGAAGUUGGAGAGAAUAUUGUUAAAAGGUGCAAAGGAUUACCACUAGUUGCAACAAUCCUUGGAGGCCUUUUAUGUGAUAAGUUAGAUCAUUUUACUUGGGAACACAUCUUAAAUAGUGAAAUAUGGGAGCUACAAGAAAGUGAAAGAGGCAUUCUUCCAGCUUUAAGAUUAAGCUAUUAUUAUCUUCCGUCUUGUUUAAAGCCAUGUUUUGCUUACUGUGCUGUGUUUCCUAAAGACUAUGAGUUUGACAGGAAUGAGCUAGUUUUGCUGUGGAUGGCUGUGGGGCUUUUCCAAAAACAAUAUUUAGAAGAAGUUGGACAUCAAUAUUUUAAUGAGUUAGCAUCAAGAGCAUUUUUUCAGAGGUCAAGUAGGCAUGGAUCACGGUUUGUGAUGCAUGAUCUAAUACAUGAUUUAGCUCAAUUUGUUGCUGGAACAACAUCCUUCAAUCUAGAAAAUCUAUGGAAAGCCAAUAAAAAAUCAAAAGUGAAUUUUGAGAAGGUCCGCCAUUUGUCAUUUUACCCUGGCCAGUAUGAUAUAUCCAAGAAAUUUGAAGUUCUGAAUGAAAUGAAGAGUUUAAGAACAUUCAUUCCCUCUGUUUCAAUCUCUCUACAUGAUCAAUUCUAUAUAUCAAAUACAGUGGUGCAUGAUUGGUUACCAAAAUUACGGUGCUUAAGGGCAUUAUCUCUUUGCAAUUAUAUCAUACGGAAACUACCAGAUUCUAUUGGAGAUUUAAAAUGCUUGAAGUACCUCAAUUUGUCAAGAACUUUGAUUGAGAGCCUACCUGAAUCCAUAGGGUUCCUUCUCCAAUUACAAACAUUACUGUUAUUCAAUUGUGACAAGUUUUUGAAAUUUCCUUCGACAAUUGGGAACCUAGUUGAGCUCCAUCAUCUGAAUAUUAAGGGGACAGAUUCUUUAGAAGAGAUGCCAACAGGAAUAGCCAAUCUUAAAAAUCUUUUGACACUUUCCAAAUUUAUGGUGGGGGAGGCAAAUGGAUUGAUGAGAUUAUCUGAUUUAAAGAACUUCUCGCAACUUCGAGGAAGAUUGUCUAUUUUGGAUCUACAAAAUGUUUUUGAUAUUCAAGAUGCUAGGGAAGCCAACCUAGGUGUCAUACAUGGUCUUAAUGAUUUACUCUUGGAGUGGACUUCUUAUUACAGUAAUUCAAGGGAUAGAAGCAAUGAUGAAAUGCAUGUUCUAAAUUGGUUAAAACCUCAUUCAAAUUUGAAAAGUCUCAAAAUUGUUUUCUAUGGUGGCUACAAAUUCCCAUUAUGGAUGGGUGAUCCAUUAUUUUCUAGUUUAUCACACUUGGAGCUCAAAAAUUGUGAGAGAUGCACUUUGUUGCCAUCACUUGGACAAUUACCUGUUCUUAAAGAAUUGAGAAUUGAAGGAAUGAAGGCAAUAGAAGUUGUGGGUCUUGAGUUUUAUGGGCAUGGCACUUUUCCAUCACUUCGUAAACUAGUGUUUCGCAAUAUGUUUAAUUGGAAAGAAUGGUCUUCUCCAACAGGAAGUAGAGGUGAAUUCCCUGGUCUCUAUAGGCUUGUAAUUCAAAAUUGUCCUAAGUUGAUAGGACAAUUACCAAGCAACCUUGGUUACCUUAUAAGUCUUGUGAUAUAUAAUUGUCCAGAGUUAAGAUGCUCCUCUAUGAGUCUUCCGUUGCUUAAACACCUAAAUAUUGAAAAUUGUAAUGUUGCUCUUUUGAAGAACAUGAUUGAUCUCACCUCUGUCAAUAGCUUGAAAAUUGAGAGAAUUUCAGAGCUAAAUUGCAUGCCUAAGAGUUUUGUGGAGUCCCUAACAAUGCUUAAGUUUCUGAGUGUUAAAAGUUGUGAAGAACUUACUUGUUUGUGGGAGGAAGGAGCAGCAAUAGCAAACCUUGCUCAUCUAGAGGGAAUGGUAAUUUUUGAUUGUCCUCUUCUUGUGUGUUUGGCAGGGACAGAACAAGGCCUCCCGCCUUUCAACCUUAAAGAUUUUCACCUCUCGAACUGUGGGGAAUUUGGGUCAUUACCCAAUAUGAUGAUGAUGAACAUGGAUGGAAGCAGUAACAACAUCUUGUUUACGCUGAAAAAUUUAACCAUCAGGCAUUGUUCUUCUCUCAAGUCUUUUCCAAGAGGGAAAUUAUCUACCACAAUUAAAUCACUAUGCAUAAGCACUUUUGAAAAUCUUGAAUCUCUACUGGAUGUUAACAAUAGCAAUCUUAAAGGUUUGAAACUACGCGCACUUCCAUCUCUAAAUUCUUUUCAAGGUGGUCAAUUGCCAGAUUCUCUUGAGCAUUUUUAUGUUGAAAAUUGUAGAGGGUUGGAGUCCUUUCCAAAGAGGAUGCUGCAACAUUGCACUAGACUUCAACGUAUGGUUAUAAGUUAUUGUGACAAAUUGAAAAGCUUACCCAUCAUUGAUGGCCUCAGCAACCUUGUUUAUUUACAAGUUGCAAACUGUGAAGUUUUAGAGGCCCUCCCAGAGUUGGGUUCAUCCAUCCCCAAUUUGGAGUAUUUGACGAUAAUAGGGUGUAAGAGUCUUAAGACCCUAUCAGAUACCUUGUACCAGUUGCAAUCGCUUCAGAGCUUAUACAUAAGAGACUGCCCCGGCAUCAAGUGCAUUACAGAUGGGGCUUUGCCCCCAAACUUAACAAGUCUUGUGUUAUAUUGUGAGAAUCUCAUGUUGCUGCCAAAUAACGUGGUUGAGUUGAGAUCGCUUCAAAGACUAUCCACUUCAGAUGGGCAUUUGUUGGUGGGAUUGGGCCUCCACAACCUUAGCUCUCUUCAGGAGUUGGCAAUUAGUCGAACAUGGCCUCCUAAUAUUGUGUUGCCAUUUUCUUUAACGUCUCUUUUGAUCACUGAUGUAGAAAAUCUGGAAUAUAUACCCAAAGGGCUUCACAACCUUAACUCUCUUCAACAGUUACAUAUAUACAACUGUCCGAAGCUCCGGUCCUUGCCAAGGGAAGGCUUGCCUCCCUUGCUUGGAAAACUCAACAUCAAAAAUUGCCAACAUCUAAAACAACAACGCUUUGAGGCAAAAGGAGAUUAUUGGCAUCUCACCCGUAGCAUCGCCUGCAUUGAGAUAGAUCAGGAUCAGGUUAUGUAUGGCUAACUAGUUGGUAGCAAGAACCAAUUCUUACUUGAAGCUCAUGAAUCCUACAAUUUAUUGUUCAGGUAUGGUAUAUUUAUUCUUGGUUUUUAAUUUUGGUUUAUGCUGCAUUCAAUUUGCCUCAAAAUGAUUUAUGCUUUUAUGAUUAUUGGAAAGAGAUUAAAUGGUUGAGACUUGA